GACUGCGGGCCCGGCCGGUGGAGCGGCGAGCGGCUGGGGCGCCCGGGCGGCGGCGGGAUGUCCGCGGCGGGGACGGAGAGCCUGCUCCGCCAGGCCAGGGAGGUCCGGGACGAGGAGCUGCGGCAGUUCUGCGCCCGCGUCAGCGCGCUGCUGCGGAAGGAGGAGCCGGGGCCCGAGGCCGUGGACGCCCUGCGCAGGCUCUUCCUCAUCAUCUCGGCCACCAAGUACGGCAGGAAGCUGGAGAAGGAGUGCGUGGACCUGCUGCAGACCGCCCUGUGCCCGCCCGCGCGCCCCGAGCCGCUGCAGCUGCUCUGCGCCGCCAUCCUGCGGGAGACGUCGCCCUGCCUGGGCCUGAGCCUGCCCUGCGACCACGCCCAGAGCCCGCGGCAGCUGAGCCUGGUGGCCUCUGUGCUCCUGGCCCAGGGCGACAGAGAGCAGGUCAGCAACGUGGGCCGGCGUGUCUUCCAAGUCCUCGAGAGCCGGCAGCCCGAGGGGCCGAGUCUGAGGCCCCUCCUCCCAGUCGUGUCCAAGGUCGCCAGCCUGGCCCCAGGCAGCUUCCAUGAAGACCAGGCCAACCUGCUCAGCAAGAGGCUGGUGGACUGGCUGCGCUAUGCCAGCGUCCCGCAGGGGCCGCCCCCCUCCGCUGGGGGCUUCUUCACGCCCCGGGCCCGGCAGCCGGGUCCCGUCACCGAGGUCGAUGGGGCCGUGGCCACGGACUUCUUCACGGUGCUGUCCACGGCCCAGCGCUUCACGGAGGACCAGUGGCUGAACGUGCAGGCCUUCUCCAUGCUGCGGGCCUGGCUGCAGCUCAGCGGCCCCGGAGGCCCGGGCGCCCCGGACACAGAUGACAGGUCAGAGCAGGAGGGCUCCACCCUGUCCGUGCUGUCGGCCGCCUCCUCCACCGGCCGCCUGCCGCCGCCCGAGCGCCUGCGGGAGAAGGCCUUCGAGUACUGCCAGCGCCUCAUCGAGCAGAGCAACCGGCGAGCCCUGCGAAGGGCGGACUCGGACCUGCAGAAAGCUUGCCUGGUGGAGGCCGUGCUGGUGCUGGACGUGCUCUGCAGGCAGGACCCCUCCUUCCUGUACCGCACCCUCCCCUGCCUGAAGGCGCUGCAGGCGCGGCUGUGCGGGGACCCCGCCUGCGUGCGGGUGCUGCUGCCCCUCGCCCAGUUCUUCCUCAGCCACGGGGAGGCCGCCGCCCUGGACGCGGAGGCCGUGUGCCAGCACGUGUUCAGCAGGGUCCCGGCCGAGCACUUCCACAGCCCGAUGCUGGCCUUCGAGUUCGUCCAGUUCUGCAGGCACAGCCUGCCCCUGCUCGGCCGCAACCUCAGCCUCCUCCGCCGGAGCUUCCCCAGCCUCCUCAAGCUCCUGGCCUGGAACAGCCCGCCCCUCACCUCCGAGUUCGUGGCGCUCCUGCCCUCGCUGGUGGACGCCAGCACGGCCGUGGAGCUGCUGCACGCGCUGCUGGACCUGCCGUGUCUGACCGCGGCCCUGGACCUGCAGCUCCGGUUGUCACCGGCUGCGUCCGAGAGGCCGCUCUGGGACGCCUCCCUCAGGACGGCCAGCUGCCCCGACGCCUCCCAGGACCCGCAGCUCCAGGGCCUCCUCCAGCACCUGCUGCGCGCAGAGGCCAGCGGGGCCCCCGAGAGGCUGGCGCCACUCCACCCGCUGCUGCAGCCCAUGGCCAGCUGCGCCCGGGUGCUGCAGUGCGCCCAGGCGGUGCCCACCCUGCUGCGGGCCUUCUUCUCGGCCGUGACCCAGUUCGCUGACGGGGCCCUGACCAACCAGCUGGCACGGCUGCUCCUGGAGAGAAGCGACUCUCUUUACCCGGUGCCUGGCUACGAGGCCCGCGUGCACCAGGUGCUGAGCGCCCAGUUCCUGGGCCUGUGCCAGCGGAGGCCCUGCCUGGUGGUGGAGCUGGCAAAGGAGCUGCUGGAGUUCGUGGGCAGCGGGGGCGGCCUCCGCAGCAGCGGGAGCGUGCUCACCUCCGUGGUGUGGGCCGUCGGCGAGUACCUGGCGGUGAGCUGGGACCGGCGCUGCACCGUGGACCAGAUUAACAAGUUCUUCGAAGCCCUGGAGGCCCUGCUGUUCGAGGUCACCCAGUCCCGCCCCUCGGCCACCCUCCUCCAGUGUCCCCCGCAGCUCGUCACUGCGCUUAUGACCACACUGACCAAGCUGGCCUCCCGCAGCCAAGACCUGAUCCCCAGGGUCUCUCUGUUCCUGUCCAAGAUGAGGACCCUGGCCCAGAGCCCGGCCACGGGCUCCCUGCGCUGUCGGGAGGAGGAGAGAGCCAUCGGCAUGCGGGCCACCGAGCUGCUGAACCUGCUGAAGAUGCCCAGCGUGGCCCAGUUUGUGCUCACGCCCAGCGUGGAGGUGGCCGCGCCCCGCUACCACCGCGACACCAACACGGCGCUGCCGCUGGCCCUGCGCACGGUCAGCCGGCUGGUGGAGAAGGAGGCGGGCCUCCUGCCAGGCUGAGGGGCAGCGACCAGGCUGCCAGCCGGGCCGCAGAUUGGGACGGAGCCUGGUACUUGGGCCGAGCCAGGGCCUCACGGUCAGGAGGAAACCAGGAGGAAGCCCGUGGGCCCUGGCCCCGCGGUGGGGUGGGCUGCCACGGUCUCACCUGUGGGUGUUGGUCCGACCCUCUCCCGCGGGACCAUGCUGAGCUCGGCGGGACGUCCUGACGUGGCGCUAGGCCCUGGGGCGGGCGGGAGCUGCAGGACAUUCAGCCCCAAUAAACCCGCUGAAAGUCA
Eptesicus fuscus (big brown bat) is the source of this 2750-nucleotide messenger RNA. It is a transcript of the gene AP5Z1, whose product is annotated as adaptor related protein complex 5 subunit zeta 1. NCBI's taxonomy places the organism in Eukaryota, Metazoa, Chordata, Mammalia, Chiroptera, Vespertilionidae. Gene Ontology annotation, cellular component: AP-5 adaptor complex. The coding region runs from base 58 to 2475 and encodes 805 amino acids. The transcript is spliced from 17 exons. The record is from RefSeq and is a predicted model, not a curated record.